AUGGUACAGGUGCAGGUGGUGAGUGUCAGAGACUUGAGGGAGCAGCCCAUAUUCUCCUGCAAGGCUCAUGUCUUUCACAUCGACCCAAAAACCAAGCGGUCAUGGAUCCCGGCGUCCUCAUCUGCAGUCUCCGUCUCCUUCUUCCACGACUCCACCAGACAAAUUUACCGCAUCAUCUCUGUCGAGGGUCCCAAGGCCGUCAUCAACAGCACCAUCACCCCCAACAUGAUGUUCACCAAAACGUCACAAAAGUUUGGCCAGUGGUCCGACAUGCGUGCCAACACAGUGUAUGGCCUUGGCUUCUCCACUGAGGCUGAACUGAACAAGUUCAUAGAGAAAUUCCAUGAGGUGAAGGAGGCAACCCGCUCAGGAAAGACCAAUGGCACUAUAGUUGGGGCAGGUGCAGGCGGUGGUAGUGCUGCAGCCGGUGGUGGUGUGGGCGGUGGAGCGGGGUGCUGUGUCGUCGUCCUCUGGUUCUGCUUCAGCCACUGCAUCGCCCCUCACCACACGGCCAAGAACCAACAGGACUCAGUGGGGGAGGUCAAUGCGGUGUCUUCAGGUCUGGACCACCUUGCCCUGGCCAACUCUAAUGACACUAAUGCCUCGCUGCUCAAAUCAUCCUUAGUUGCUCACCAGCGCUCACAAAGCCUCUCAGGUCUGCAGCCUACAGGAGAAAGUCCAAAGCACAAGCAGGGUGGGGCAGGUGGGGGAGGAGGGGGAGGAGGGGGAGACAAGGUGGGCGCUGCAGGUGCUGGAGGAAAUGUUGACACCCAGAUGCAGCUCAAGUAUGAAAAUGACCGACUCAAGCUUGCUCUUGCUCAAAGUUCUGCCAAUGCUAAGAAGUGGGAAAUAGAACUAAAUUCACUAAAAACGACAAAUGCUCGGCUCACCUCAGCCCUCCAGGAAUCCACAGCUAAUGUGGAAGAGUGGAAGAAGCAGCUACAGACCUACAAAGAAGAAAACAGUCGCAUGAAGACUCGUAUACAUGAACUAGAUGCAGGAGGACGGAUAGGUCUUGGUGAGUCUGAGGAGCUGGUGAAGGAAGUGGCUUCAUUGAGGGCAAGGCUGGAGAGUACUGAGGAGGAGCUCAGGUCCCGGGAGUCAACAAUAGAGGAAAUGGAGGUUCAGCUGCAGCGAGCUCGAGCAGAAGAUUUACGAGAGAAGAUGCAGCGGCUGAGUGAUGAGAAUGAACAACUGCGGAUGGAGACAGUGAGGGCUCAGUCUCAGCUGGAGGUGGCCAUGUCAACACAAGACACGCAGCGAGGGGUGGUGGAGAGUGUCAACCUGCAGCUUAGCGAUCGCAUCAAGGACCUGCUGGCCCUCCACCAUGAGCUGAACCACCUGCUUAACACUUGAGGGGGGCCAGGUCGGGGGCCGCCGGCCGCCCCGCAGCACUCCGGCACAGCCCAGAGGAGGACCAUCCGCCUUCAGGCCGUGUGGCACGUGUAGUGAACGCGGGGAUUGCGGCCGCUUCUGACCUGGAAACACGCUAGCUGCUACUCUUGCAAUCUGUCUAUCCAUCUGUCCUUCCUAUCAUCCCGAACUGAGAAAUUUCUGGUGUCAUCAGUGACUCUGACCCCCACCCAAUGACUUCAUUCCCUGUUGCUUGAUUCCUUAUCCCUUGUCUCCCAACACUGAGAGUAGAGGAGUCUGUUGAUCUUCUCACACACACCACACCACACCACACCACACCACACCACAGCACACUACACUACACUACACUACACCACACUACACUACACCACGCUACACCACACCACACUACACUACACUACACUACACUACACUACACUACACUACACUACACAACAAACAAACAAUCACACACACACACACACACACACACACACACACACACGACAUACUGUUCCUUUCCCUGAUCUAUAUACCAUAGUGAUAGUGGUUCCUUGUUCAUGACUCAGCAAUACAUAAUACAUACCUUCUUGUAGGCAUAUUUCUACUUCUGUUGAUCAAAGAUAUCCCAUUUUUUACACCUUGACCUCUUUCAGCUUUUUACUCACAUGACUCCUGUGAAGAUUACUUGCAUGCUCUGUAUGAUUGUUUAAUUGAUACUUCUCCCAUUUGAAACUCAGCCAGCAGACCAAUUACCUUAUAUUUUAUAUUAAUUUAUUUAUUUAUCUGUGUGUGUAUGUGUGUGUGUCUGUGUGUGUGUGUGUGUGUGUGUGUGUGUGUGUGUGUGUGUGUGUGUGUGUGUGUAUUUUGCAAGAAUGCCUCAUAUAUAUGAGUGUUCCAUUAUUCGUCUGGUAUUUUUUAAAGUUCUUAAUGAUCACCAUCACCAGGCCAUUUGAGUGAAAGAAAGCUGUAGACAGGUACAUACUGAGGAAAUACUCUUGCUACAUUUUAACUGUGGUAGCUACUUCUUGGAUACAAUGUUUGAUUCCUAAAUAGCAAGACUUAUAUUGUGUAAUCGUGAGAGGAUAGCAAGACUUAUAUUGUGUAAUCGUGAGAGGAUAAGGUAUCUUUCUAAAUCUGAUGAUUCAGGUUAACUUUGCCCCUGUCUGAGUUGUCUGACAGCAGUAUAUAUCAUAUCUCUCUUAUCUCUCAUCUUUUGAUCUUGAUUAAGUAGGAGUACACAAGGAGAAUUCCUAGAAGUUUGCACAUUGCUUAUCAAGUGAAGUCGUGAAUGAUUUCAGGUAUUCAUGUCAAUAAUGGUAUACCUACUACUUGCUCCAGUAUUUCACAACAUGCAUCCUGAAGUCUUGUGCUGAGUGGUCAGUGAGCCUUUCAGAUUUGUGCCAAAUAUCAUACCGAAAGAUAUAAGGUCAUUUAUUGCAAAGUACUUAAUUUCAGUUUCAUGUUGUCACAGCAACACAUAUUGAAUCCUGAAAUAUUUGCCCCCUUGUUGUUGGGUUCGUCAUUCCUUCAGCGCUAACUUGCCGAUAUCAGAGGAAUGAUGAAGACCAAGUAGUAAGCACAGGUGUGUUGUACAUUAAUUUGUUCUUUAUUUUGCAUAUUUUUCAAAGAAAAUUUUCCCACCUCAUUGAUAGACAUUAUCAGUCAUGAUGGUUUAGGCUGCCACCCUACCCAAUGUGCCCCUGCCUGGUCCCAGCCAAACCUGUGCUAUUCUGAAGGCACUUAGUACACCAUGAUGAAACAGUCCUUUGUGAAGAUUUAGGAAAUAACAAAGACUGUCUAUUGAUAUAUAUAUAUAUAUAUAUAUAUAUAUAUAUAUAUAUAUAUAUAUAUAUAUAUAUAUAUAUAUAUAUAUAUAUAUAUAUAUAUUUUUUUUUUUAUCUGUUUCUUGGAUACCACCUUAUUUGUGCAAGAAAAGGAUAGACGUAUAUAAAAGAAAAAAAAACAUAUAGAUAAAUUAAUACUUAAUGAUUAAUCAAUCACUCAGUGUCAGAUAUCAUAACCUUAAUAGGGUGGCCAUGGUAGGGUCUGGUAGGGCAGCAGCUGACUGUCUUACAAUAGGACAGCAGGGAAAAAUGCUCGGCAAAUCACCACAGCAAGCCCAGAUGAUGACCUAAGUUGUAAUUGUAUGAGCAACAACUGGUGUUCAGUAGAUGGUUGACCUUCAUGUUGGCAGUGCUGUUAAUGUGUUGAUAAUAUACAGUAUUUUGAGAUUGAAAGAGAGAGAGAGAGAGAGAGAGAGAGAGAGAGAGAGAGAGAGAGAGAGAGAGAGAGAGAGAGAGAGAGAGAGACCUUGUGAUGGUGAACAUAAAAAAAGUAAUAGCAACAAUAGUGAAGGAGAGUAAGCUAUCUGCCAUUUCUCUUCUCCCCGAGAUUCUCCUUCAGGAUAGUGAUGUUUUGUGAACUAAUUCCCAGAUUGAGUCUUGUAACUCAGUAUAUCCCUUAGCAUGGAGGCAGCUGAAGAAAAGGAAAACAUUAGGCAGCUUGGAAGGCCAAAUGUAUUGUAAUGAAGGUUGCUCCUUUUUAGUAAGUGUUUCUAAGUUGUAGAUGAAGUUGGAGGAUGUGUACACUUAACAGACCAGGAUGUUUUGGGUGGUCAGUCAGAGCACGUGAAUGUGAGCAUAUUUUUGAGUUUUAAUUUAUAUAUGCCAAUAUAUUUUUGUAUAGCUUCAAUGUGCUGGGCAUUUUGUUACACCACCACAAAUAAUGACUGGUCUUCCUAAAAUAAUAUUCAAAGUCCAAUUACUUAACUUUUCCUAUGAUGCUUUUAAAGCGUUUGUUCAUUAUUAUUUAUAAAUACAGUGCAUACAUCAGUAUAGAACCAUUUACUUAAAAUUUUAGUGCUGCUAUUCUUAUUUUCAAUAAGUGAAGUACUUAACCAAAGACACACAGCUCAUUCAGUUGUGAGUACCACACUUCAUCUUGAUACUGUAUUGACACUUAUUUGAAUUGUUCAUAUGUAGGUGUUGCAAUGAGAAAGGGUUGUGUUACCCAGACAGCACAUGAAGGUAGCAAGCAAUGUGUGGUGUUUGGAUAUUGUGGAAACAGCACAACUUGAAUUCAUUCAUGACAGGUAGCUAACUCAUCAGACAUGAAGCUGAGUAUGUCACAAGUGUUUAAUUAUUUUCAUCAAAGAGAUCCUCAGCAUUUUAAUAAAAUAUAAAGAUGGUGGUGAUCAGACACCACCUUUGUAGAGUUUGAAAGGUAAUAAUUUUAAAAGAAUUGCAACAAAUGUAGGAUUUGAUCUGUUGGCUGCUGAUGGCCUUCUUAAGGUCCCUUUUCUCUAACAUAUUUUCUUGUGUGAAUUUUAACAAUGGCAUGUCUGUGAAAAACAAAAUUUUCAUGUGCAAAUUUGAGGUAUUUUUCUGUAACAUUUUGAUAGCAUAACUCUGGUUUUUAUAUUGCUGAUCAUCUUUCUUCUUGCAGUGUAUCAUUAGGGAGAUGGUAAACCAUUUCUUUUCAGACUGCAUGUCUAACUGUAUAUUGGUCUUUUGUCUGAUUUUCUUGGUCAUAUCUCACUUAUAUAUGCAUUUUCUGGUAACAUCUGUCUUCCUUGCCCUAUUAUCUGCCAGGCACCAAGACUCAGCCCUCACAAGUGUUGUAUGUGGGGUGUCAUUCAUACCUUUUAUACCUGUGUGUCUGAACCUGCGCCUUGUUAUUCUACCUGUGUCAUUUUGAUUCAUGCUGUUACUUUAGGCUUUCUGCUCUUGACCUCUUGCUCAUGCACUGUCAUCUUCCUUGUACUUUUUGCAAUCACAAGUGUAAUUGAAGAAGGCUUUUAUAAUUCUUAUUUUGCUGCCAUACCAACUUUAAAUAUCAAUUCACACUAAAGGAAAGUAUGAUUAAGAUUAGACAUUUUUCCAAGUUACUUUUAUUUCAUCACUGACAUUUUCAUGCUUACUUUAGUUAUUGAUUAUAUUUAUUUGCUACAUUUAACCCUAUGUGGGCUUGUUGCUGACCCUCCCUCCUCCUCUUUCUCCUGCUUCCCUUCUUCCUCUUCUUUUUCUCUCCUCUUCUUUAACAACCAGACUCCUCCAUCUCCCUUGUCCCUCCUCCUCCUCCUCAUCCAUCUCCUCCUCCUCCAUAUCUUCCCCCUCCCCCUCCUCCUCCUCCUCCUCCUCCUCCUCUUAUCCAUUUCCUCAUUCUUCUCUUCUUAUUAUCCUCCUCCUCCUCCAUUAGCGUGUCAUGGAAGAAGCUGCUUAAGGCCCAAAGAGAAAUUCAUGUUGUGUUAUAUAUUUUAUUUAUAUACAUACAUGUAUAGAUACUUACAUGCAUACUUCAUGUAACAAUCACCUUUUUAAGUUGACAGGAAGAUUAUACAUAUGUGAGUUUUACUUGAUUGUGAUAACCAGCUAGGAACUCGAAGACAUUUCUUUUACACAGACAUGAUAUAAUUAGUAUGGAGUUUUAUUUUUUGUAAGUACAAAUAUUUUUUUUACACACUUUAUUGUACAUAUGAUUUUUCCUCUUUCCAUAUAAGAUGUAAUGUUGAUAAGUUGUAUGGUGUCUCAUGGCAUCACAGUCUGGGUGUUGCUUCGCAUUCUCGCAUCAUAUCAACAAAAUUUUUUUAUCACACAACUAUCAUGGCUCAGUGCCAGAGAAGCUGAAAGUCUCAUUGAAAUCUGUAUAAAGCAAAUUUCUGUACUGUCCCUUUAUUCUCUUGAAUUCCACCUUGAUAUUGUUAUUUUAAUUCCUGCAUGAUCACUCACUGUAGCACACCAAAGAUGUGUUAGUUGUGCCGCUCAUCCUUGUUUGUGUGCUAAGUUUGACAUUAAUGGUCUUAGCUGGGGAAUAGGUGUAAACCCCCCCCUCAGUUUUUAUUAUUUUGUACAUGAGAGUCUUAAGUGAACCUUUGCUCCAACCAUUGUACUUCGUCCUGCCUGUACAUUGUGGUGUCAGUGAUAAUUUUUCCCUUGGCACUAUUGCUGGUGUCUCCUCCUGUCCUUCAGUGUAUAAGAGUGAGUCUGGCUGUGUCUGGGUGUGACUGACUGCUCACUGUGGUGGUGGAUGUCUGGAGCCUCUGUUGGUAACUAUUUGGGUUAAAGACAAAACUGAAUUAGUUCAUCCUUUUUUGUGAACAUAUGCAAUUUCUUUAUUGAUCAAGCAUCCUCAUAUGUAGUCAGAUAUAGAAGCGAUGUUGAAUGGAAUCUAAAUGUGUGCAUAUGCUGUGUAUGUGGGACAGUCUGGGUGAUUUUUACUCCAGAGUGCCCAGUACUCACUGCCUCGCUCCCUGUUACUCAUAGUGGCCAAAAUGUUUUCAUAUUACCCUGAGACAUGUGUCAGUGGGUGAAUGAAUGUGACUGAGUGUUGAAGUAAGCAGAAUGUCUUGAAGAACAAUGAUUUGAUAAAUGCACUUUCAUGAAUGAGAGGAAAGCUAAAACUGAACUGGAUGUAUUUCCUUACCAAGUCUUGAAUCUAAAAGCACCAGAGUCUCUGGUUUCCACUCAACAGAAUUACAAUUAUGUGUUUAUUUAGACUCUUUACUAUUAUUUAGUGUGUGUGGCCACACCCAAGGCACAGCAGCAAGUGGUUGUUUUGGGAGUUGUGUAUAUAAUAAUGAAGUUUUGUAACAAAGUGGAUCAGUGGAAAAUAGUGCCAAUCCCUCAGAGUGUAUGGCUGCAUUUCACUUUCAUUGGUGCUUUGAAGUCAACCCUGUAGCUAGUGUUUGAAGCCCCAGCAGCAUCAGGUUGCUGGGUGAGGGAUGCAGGUACUGGUGUGCAGCUGCCUGGCCUUCACUGCCAGCCAACCCGAGAGCUGCUUUCCCCAGCUGCCACUGUACUGUUGUGUGUCACUGUUGAUUGUGUGGAUGUGUUUUGACUCUCCCUCACUCCCUUACUGAGAAUCUGUUAAGAAAUUUGUAUAUACAUUAUACUCUACUACCAUCAGUCAAAUUUUAAAGCUGCCAAUAGCUCAGGCUUAGACAUUUUUUCACUUCUAUUAUUGUCAAAGUCAUUCUGCAUUUGUUAUAGUGUUCAUAGUAUAAGCUUCUUGAAUUUGGAUUGAUCUACUGUUAGCAUUCCAUAGUUGGCGCUUGGCUUCUGCUUGCUUCCUGGUAGCAGCCAAACUUUAUUGUGUAUCAAGCUUUCAGAAGAAGUGUUGCUUUUCUGAGUAACUGGCAGUGUGCGGUGGACCCCCAGGAGUGAUGUGGGCAGUGAAUGCGCCUGUCCUGCUGAUCCUUUUAUUUAUGGCAUGCACAAACAGCACCUGAUAUGUGUCGCAUCAUGUGUGGCAGCUUUAUCCAUUCCAACUAAUAACAAAUUCCAUCAGAGGAAUAAGUUUCACAUCAGUGAGUAUUUGACAGUGGGCUGUAUGUGGGGUCUUGCCUGGAAAGUAAUUGGAAGGGAACUUUAACAUUACUUCAUCUUUAUAUUGUUUCUUGAAAAGGCGCUGUAUCCCGGUUGAUCGUUCCAAUAGCCAUACUUCAAGACUAAACUGUUUAAAGUUUUCGCUAAACUCUGUAUGUUUUAAUAAAUGUUGCAUCCAUUCAUGUCAUAAUUAGUUGGUAACAAGCUGGCUGUCUUUCUUUCAUAAGUGGUUACCAAAGGUCAGCUGUGAGCCUUGUCUCAUGUAGCUUUACUGCUUGAACAGAAUAUCAUCAUUGUAUCUUAAUUAUAACAACCCUUUAAGCCUUCAGUGGAUAUUGAUUUUAAAAUAUAAUUCCAUGUUAACUACAGUUUUAUACUUGCACUUUUUUGGAUGUAGAGUGUGCAGAAUAUGAUCUGUGCAUGUUGUUAGUGGUGAGUGAGAGGAGGAUGGGUAGUACUUCCCAUUACCCAUUACCCAGGCUAGACCUUGCACAAACUCAUGGCUCAUAAUAUAGUCAGGGUGAAGCUCACUGUCUUCUCCAACAUUAUCAGUGUUUACCCUUUAAAGCAUAUUAUUUUUAUCAUUAUUAUUUUUUCAUGAGGUGUUGAUCAUGGAGAUAUUUAAUGACAACUAAAGACAGUCAUAAGUGAUGCAUUUAUUGUGUGAAGAAGUCUAAGGUCUUCAAUACUAGUUUUUAAGAUGUUAUUGAACCAUCACGUAUGUUUUUAUAUAAAUGAAUAUAUAUAAAUAUAAAUAUAAAUAUAUAGAUCUAUAUAUAUAUAUAUAAAUACUUUACAGCUGUCAUCAACCUUCCACUGUACGAUUAAGCUGUGAAAUUGGAAGACUGUUUCAGCCCUCUGGUGGCUAAUGUCACUAUUGCCUUUUCAGAAAUUCAGCACAUAUUUUACCAUCUUCCUGUUUCUUGGUCACAUAAUUAGCUCAUUGUCCCAAAUUACUUGUUUGUUUUUUGGAGGUAGGCGUGUAUCUGGUGUGUGAACAAUACAAUACUCAUCACCCAGGGCUGCGGGUGGCUGGCUGCAAGUUGGUGCUGUUUUUGUAGUGUGUUGGUGUGUGCUGGCCGGCAGCUAGGCACACCCCACACACCACUCAACUUAACGGUCAUGAACCUCAUCUACUGGAGGUGAGGUGUGUGGAAUUUAGUUAUAUUUUUCUUCAUGACAUAUCAACCUUACAAGAAAUCCUUAUCAAUGAAUGACAAUACAGGAGUUCAAGAUAAAUGUGGAAGAGAAACACAGGCAUCAAAGACAGUCCGUAGCCCAAAGAAUAUUAUUUAAUAUUUGACUUGUGUGUCUCCUCUGGGCUAAAUGAAGAACAAGUGUAGUUAGUGUUGUGGUAUGUCCUACAGUGCUAGGAUGCAAUCACAAGAAUCAUUGUUUUUCUAUUGUUUCAGUAUUGUAUCAAACGUGUGUGCUAAAAGUGUAAAUGGUUAGAUGAUGAUAGUGUUUCUAUGCUAUUAGAUGGUCAGGUGGUUCUCCUAGACUAGGUUAAGAUGUAUAUGAAAAUCAAAUUAUAUGUCACAGUAGAUGUAACUGAACAGAAGUUCAGUAUUGGAGGCUGAUGGUGUUGAAGGAUCUUAAGGUUUUUAGCAUGUUAUUCCUAUUCUGUUUAAAUAUCAGAAGUAAAUUUGCUCAAACAGUAUUACCUUUUGAUAAGUGUUGUGAGUGGAUGGCUUACGUUUGACUCCAGUUUGUACAUGACCUAGAAAACACACUCAACUUGCACCCACAAACUCUCUGUGUUGCUGUACAAAGCUGUAUAAAGUGUUAGCCCUGAAGAAAGGAUUACGAUCUUAUCUACAUAAA
This is a messenger RNA of Scylla paramamosain (green mud crab), 9503 nucleotides long. RefSeq names its product homer protein homolog 2-like (gene homer). Gene Ontology annotation, cellular component: cytoplasm; dendrite; plasma membrane. Gene Ontology annotation, biological process: regulation of store-operated calcium entry; G protein-coupled glutamate receptor signaling pathway. The record is from RefSeq and is a predicted model, not a curated record. NCBI's taxonomy places the organism in Eukaryota, Metazoa, Arthropoda, Malacostraca, Decapoda, Portunidae. Gene Ontology annotation, molecular function: G protein-coupled glutamate receptor binding.